Messenger RNA from Heterotrigona itama, 1192 nucleotides. The record is from the annotation of a GenBank genome assembly. Lineage: Eukaryota; Metazoa; Arthropoda; Insecta; Hymenoptera; Apidae.
AUGUUCAUCAAUCAGCUGAACAACAAGUCUAAAGCGAUAGACUAUAAAACACUGAUCGACAAGUGGGUGAGAACAGUGCCGAAAGGCAGCGUUCCGAAUUGGGUUGUUGGCAAUCACGACAAUCAUCGGGUGGCCACGAGAUUCGGUAGUAGACGGGCCCACGAUGUUAUCUUGAUGUCGAUGAUUAUGCCUGGAAUUUCGGUGAUUUACAACGGCGACGAGAUCGGCAUGGUGGACAGGAAAUUCACGUACGCGGAGACGGUGGACCCGGCCGGUUGCAACGCCGGUCGCAACAGAUUCUACUUGAAAUCUAGAGAUCCCGCGAGAACGCCGUUCCAAUGGAACAACAGCACCAGCGCCGGUUUUUCUACUAAAGCGAAAACUUGGCUACCUGUGCAUUCGAAUUACAAGACACUGAAUCUGGAAGCUCAAAGAGACAUAUAUUACACGCAAUACGAGACAUUCAAGAAGUCAAUGAGGGUGAAGAAACGGCCGGUUAUCGCGCAUGGCUCCCUGAAUAUCACCCUGUGUGAUUCAAGGAUUUUGUGUGUUAUGCGCACGUACGGGAGAGAUAGGAUAUUCGUGUUGUUCGGUUUCAUCGAUGUACCUAUCACUGUAGACGCUGAGACUGUGUUGCCAUUCCCUUCGGACUUGAUAGUUCAUACCGUUAUUGGUGAUUCUGAUCUUCGUCCGGGUACCUUUGUUUCAUCGGCUUCGAUAACUAUCCCUGCGUCUGGCGCCAUUAUGUUUGCCACUCCCAAUUUACUUUCAUCAGAGGAUGAAAACUUUUGAUUUAUAUAUAUAUAUAUUUUUUAAUACGAUUAAUAUUCAUAUGUUCAUGAGUGGAAUUGGGUAAUCAAAUAAUCUGAUUAAUAAUUGAAGAUUGUGAUUAAUGUCAAAUGAAUUAUUAUUUAACGUUAAUAUUUAAUUAUAUUAUAUUAAUAUAAAUGUAAAACACGAAUUUAAUACCAAUUCGAUAGAGCACAAUAAAGUUAACGCAGUAGAAUACAAUAAAUAAAGUCAUAAUCAAAGAUCAUGGUUGAUUUAAAAGUCAUUGUUCAUGAAAUGAUUACGUUUCUAAUUAUAUUUCCUGCAAUUAUGUUUUAAUAUGUUUUUGUUUAUAAUAAAACUGCUUUUAGAAUCUAAUAACAAAUCAUCCAUCUUUGGAGAUCAUCUUGCUAUUGUCACAUGA